UUAAACACGUGCGUGCUCGUGAGGGUUGAGAGGUUGGAAUCGGAAUGCGCGACGCCGAGAAACAAAUUCCGAUGAAUUCCCCAUCGCUGGCCGCCUUGAUUUCCUCCCUAAUUUCCCAAAUCCUCAUCAUAAUCUUCCUCUUCUUCCCUCCCUCAAACACCCUCUCCAUCGCCACACCCAAUCCCUCUCCUCCUAAACAACCCCCCCUCUUUCCCUUCCUCCACCACUUCCUCGCCGCCGCCGACAUCGCCGCCUCCCUCUCACUCUCCCGUAAACGGAAGCGCCACCUCCCCGACACAGACGGCGCCGCCGCCUCUUCGCGCGUCGCCCGCAACCCCGACUCCUUCAAGCGCCUCUUCAACAUGAAAUCCGCCACUUUCGAGUGGCUCUGCGGCCUCCUCGAGCCUCUCCUCGACUACCGCGACCCCGUCGGCUCGCCCCUCGACCUCCCCGCCGAGACCCGCCUCGGAAUCGGCCUCUUCCGCCUCGCCACCGGCGCCGAUCACCGCGAGAUCUCCGCCCGCUUCGGAGUCCCCGAGGCUGACUCCAAAUUCUGCGUCAAGCAGCUCUGCCGCGUCCUCUGCACCAACUACCGCUUCUGGGUCGGGUUUCCCGGCCCCAACGAAUUGGAAUCCGUCUCCUCCCAAUUCGAAACCCUCACCGGCAUCCCCAAUUGCUGCGGAGUCGUCAGCUGCGCUAGGUUCGAAUUCGAUAUCGAAAAGGCUAGCAGAAAUUCUACCCCUAAUCAUCGGAAACAGAGCAUUGCCGCCCAAAUCGUCGUCGAUUCAUCAUCCAGAAUUCUAAGCAUUAUAGCCGGUUUUAGCGGCGGUAAGACUGAUUUAAACAUCUUAAAAUCGACCAAUUUCUAUAAAGAUGUUGAAAAAGGGGAAAUCUUGAACUCACAGAGGGUUGUUAGAGUGAAUGAUGUGGAUGUGCCUCAAUAUCUAGUUGGAAGUGGGGAGUAUCCGCUGCUUCCGUGGCUGCUAGUACCCUUUGUCGAACCUAAGCCGGGAUCAGUUGAGGAGAAUCUCAACAAGGCUCAUUCUUUGAUGCAGGUUUCCUCCAAUAAGGCGAUGGCGAGUUUGAGGAAUUGGGGUGUUUUGGAUAGGCCUGUCAAGGCAGAGUAUAAGGCUGCAGUGGCUUGUAUUGGUGCUUGUUCUAUAUUGCAUAAUAUGUUGAUAUCAAGGGAGGAUUACUCUGCAUUUUGCCACGAAUGGGAUGAUGGUGCUUUUCUUCGUGAUCAAGAUGUCGUUGGGUUCGAGGGGGACUUGGUUGAAGAGAACGCAUCUGUUAUUCGAAACGCAUUGGCUACGAGAGCCAGAAGCUUAGAUUGUUCGAAUUGAUUUGAGUAAGGUGGCGACAUGAGGAGCAUGGCUGACUUUUUUGGGUUAUUCUUCUGGAAGAAAUGGCGAAGUAGCUGUGGAAGAAAAGCUGUUUUCUCCAAUUCUUGAUAUUGUAAAGUGAGCAUUCCUUUUUCUUGGUUCCAUUGGUUUAUUGGUUUAAGUAGGAAGAUGCAUGCUCUGUAAAUGGUUGAGUAACUUUAAUACAGUAAUAUUAUUGGAUCAUUGUUGAAAUGGGAUUUUGGAUGAUUCCCUUUAAUUUUAGUGAUCAUAACAAUUUUUCUAGUUUAGUUAAAUGGAGUGUCAAAUUGUCAUCAUUGAACAAUGUUACCUGCAUAUGGUUUUGGAUAGGGAAAUCAGAAACCAGAGAAACCACUGAGCAAAUCUGUGUUUUUCUUUCCUUGCAAAAUAAAUGGAUAAGAGUUGCUUCUGCUUGUAUCGUUGGACAGUCAAUUAUACGCUGUGUUGUCUAUCUCUAAAAGUUAUCGAUUUAAAGAGGCUGCACUGUUUAUGGAACACGAAUGCUGUUCAAGAUUUCAGUUCACGAAUGGUGAAAAUAUUGCAUGGGGUUAUUGAAAGUGUAAUAGGAAGAACUGAAAUCUUGAACAGCAUUUACUAUGUUACCAGUUGUUUCCUGGAUAAAAAACUUUCUAUCAUUCGCCACUUUUACUAUGCUACAGAAAACCAUAUGUUCAGCUGAAACAGUUUAUCUGUGAGAGUGAAAUUGUAGUGGGAAUCUAGAGAUUGGAUCAAAUGAUCAAUAACUAGUGUUGGAAGGCCUUCACUGGAAGCUCAUGAACACUAGAUGCUGCCAUGGGAGUUAGUGUUGCUUUUUAGCAGUCCUGCUUGAGUAUACUUGUACGAGUAUGAAAAACGAGAUAUGAAGGAAAAGAAACAGCCGACAAGCGACAGCUAGAGCACAUGGAUACACGAAUGGCUUCAACUAAUAGCAGAAGAACGCGGAUCUUGGCUAUUCACCUUACAGCUGUUGACAGUAAGUUCUUCUGCAACAUAUAUGCAUACAUAUAUCUGCUUUGCUGCUAGACUCUCAAAUCUUGCUGCUCGAUUUUCUGGAAACAGAACUAAGUCACUAAUAUGUAUCCCUACUCAUAUUCAUGUGUGUGUUGAUAUUUUACAGGGCUGUUUAUUGUCAAACACUUUGCUUAUUGGAAUAGGUCCUGGUUUUACUUUCCCCUGCAGAAGUAUUUGACAUGGUUGAUUAUAAUUACUUAGGGGUAUUCUGUUUGCAAGAUUGUAUCCCGGGUUUAAAUUUGUAGUGUGUUUGGCUCAUGAGAUUCAAUCCCACAACUCAAUUCUAGAUGGAUAAUCAUGGGAUAAUUAGUCAUAGUUAACUCCCUAUGACUAAAAUAAUCUCAUAACUCAAUCCUAGAUUAUAUCUUGAUAUUAUUUAAUCGUGAAAAUCGAACGCCACCUUAGUGUAAAAGGAAAAA
Messenger RNA from Salvia splendens (bonfire salvia), 2791 nucleotides. RefSeq names its product protein ALP1-like. Bases 45 to 1343 code for a protein of 432 amino acids. The transcript is spliced from 2 exons. The record is from RefSeq and is a predicted model, not a curated record. Lineage: Eukaryota; Viridiplantae; Streptophyta; Magnoliopsida; Lamiales; Lamiaceae.